CAUCAGCACCAUCGCCAUCACCAACUCAUAUACCCUUGCGACUAUCCAAUCCCGGUUGUAUAUCGGCAUCCUUUUUUGAGUACGAUCGUGUAUUAUCACUCUGAUAUUCACUAUGGCGGGAAAACCGAUCUUCGUGGCUACCCACCCCCGAGCAUGCUCAACGGCCUUUGAACGGGUCUUCAUGACCCGUCGGGAUACUCUCAAAUGUAUCCACGAGCCCUUUGGAGAUGCGUUCUAUUUUGGCCCGGAAAGGCUCAGCGUGAGAUACGAGAACGAUGAGCAGGCCCGAAUUGAAAGCGGCUUUAGCCAGUCGACUUUCAAGACCAUCUUUGAUAGGAUCGAUCAAGAAGCUUCUGAGGGAAAACGUCUGUUUAUCAAAGACAUCAUCCAUUAUCUCGUGCCGCCCAAUGGCCAACCUGCCAGCAUUGCGCCCUCGCUGCAGAAGACCAAGCGUGGCGUGGGCACACAGACUACUACCAACGGAGCCCCCGAGGCGGAUGGUGUGGCCGGUAGUACGACGUCGAUUAAUGGAGAUGGGUCGCUGAAGAAGAAGGCGCCGUACCCCUACGGCACGGAAUCUGAGCCAGGCAAUCCGACCGUGGUCCCCACGGAGAUGCUGUCCAAGUUCCAUUUUGCCUUCCUCAUCCGUGAUCCUCACUACAGUAUCCCGUCAUACUACCGCUGCACCAUCCCGCCUCUUGACAAGGUCACCGGUUUCUACGAAUUCUAUCCAUCCGAAGCAGGGUACGACGAGGUCCGUCGUGUCUUCGAUUACCUGCGCAAGGUGCGCCUCGUUGGACCUCGGAUCGCUACCGACGGUCUCGAUCCGGAAUACGCCAACGAGAACGCGAACAACAUCGACGAGACCAAUGGCGUGGAGAUCUGCGUCGUCGACGCGGACGAACUGCUGGAGAAGCCUGCUGAGAUGAUCCAGGCCUUUUGCAAGAGCGUCGGUCUCGAAUACACGCCAGACAUGCUCAACUGGAACAGCGAGGAGGACCACCGUUUCGCCAAGGAGGCUUUCGAGAAGUGGAUGGGCUUCCACGACGAUGCUAUUGAGUCGACAGGCCUAACUGCCCGUGGUCCUAAAUCAGCCAAAUCCGAAGAAGACUAUGACGCCGAAUGGCGAUCCAAAUACGGCGAAAAGGGCGCCAAGAUCAUCCGUGAGACCGUCGACCGUAACAUGGCCGACUAUCUCUACCUGAAGAAAUACGCAAUGAGAGUCUAAAGCGGGCCUCUCUUAGUAUUGAUAUUGAUAUUGAUAUUGCUAUAACCUCCCGCCUCGGGUCUUUGCUAAACUGCCCCUCUGGACAAUUACAAUCACAGAGGGUAGACAGAUAUGAAUUAUGCGUUAUUGCUUUGUUAGUAGUAAUCUUAUCGAUGAUGGAUGGAUGGAUGGAUGCGUCCAUGACUUGCUAUAACAGUAACGAAAUCAUUCUUCUUUUUCUUUCCUUUUCUUUUUAUUUCUGCCUCGGGGCCAAAUCAUCAGUAACAACCAACCAACUUCGUUGCUGUAUCAGAUUCAAUCCCUAAGUAACAUCUCCGUAG
Paecilomyces variotii is the source of this 1548-nucleotide messenger RNA. RefSeq lists its product as hypothetical. The record is from RefSeq and is a predicted model, not a curated record. Bases 113 to 1228 code for a protein of 371 amino acids. The transcript is spliced from 4 exons. Lineage: Eukaryota; Fungi; Ascomycota; Eurotiomycetes; Eurotiales; Thermoascaceae.